Toxotes jaculatrix (banded archerfish) is the source of this 3605-nucleotide messenger RNA. Its product is annotated as ubiquitin-protein ligase E3A. Gene Ontology annotation, biological process: protein polyubiquitination; ubiquitin-dependent protein catabolic process. NCBI's taxonomy places the organism in Eukaryota, Metazoa, Chordata, Actinopteri, Toxotidae. Gene Ontology annotation, molecular function: ubiquitin protein ligase activity. The record is from RefSeq and is a predicted model, not a curated record. The transcript has 11 exons. Bases 202 to 2892 code for a protein of 896 amino acids.
GUCAAGAUGGCUGCGAAUCUCAGGCAGGGUAAAGAGCCUGCAGUAGAAAGGCCGUGAAUGAAGUUUUGAAUAGAAAAUCCUUCGUCGCUGCCCGUUCCCACUGAAACCAUCGUGCAGUUGAAGUUGCGAUCAGCCCGCGGAGGACUUGCUAUAUUCACAAACAGCAACAGAAUAACAAAACUACUGAGGAUAAAGUCUCGUAUGAAUUCCGACGAGAAGGAGGACUGUGAGUGUGCGCCACCACAGGCCGAGACUAGCCCAGCAGGAGGACCCGAUAGAGAAUACGAGGAGCCUGAAAUAGAAAACCCAGAAGCAAGCCGAAUGAAGCGAGCAGCUGCCAAACAUCUAAUAGAGCGCUAUUACCACCAGUUAACGGAGGGCUGUGGGAAUGAGUCGUGCUCCAACUCAUGGUGUGCCUCGUCGGUCGGCUUCAGCCGCAUGGACAACAACACAGCAGCGGUCAAAGCCCUGGAGCUCUACAAGGUCAACGCUAAGCUAUGCGACCCCCACCCGUCGAAGAAAGGCACAGCGUCGGCCUAUCUGGAGAGCAGCGCUCACAGCAUCUCCGCCUGCAGCAACAGGAAGAUGAAUCAUAAAGAUGUCCACUCUGUGCGGGACAAUUUCAAAGAUGUAAAUUACCUGACAGAGGAGAAAGUGUAUGAGAUCUUGGACAUCUGUGGAGAGAAGGAGGACUACUCGCCUCUGAUCAGGGUAAUAGGUCGGGUGUUCUCUAGCGCUGAGGGUCUGGUGCAGAGCUUCCGGAGGUCCAAACCUCACACCAAGGAGGAGCUCAAGUCCCUCCAAGGUAAGGACGAGGACAAAGAUGAGGACGAGAAGGAGGCAGCUGCUUGCUCUGCAACAGCUAUGGAGGACGACUCCCCUGCCUCCUCUUCGUCAUCAAGGCUCGGAGAGGGCUCGUCAGCGGAAAACGAUGUCCAAAAGCUGGCGCCCGACGAGGUGUCGGUGGACAUCGAAGCUGUGCGCCGGGUCUACGAGCGCCUACUAUCCAAUGAGAAGAUCGAAGCCGCCUUCCUGAAUGCACUGGUCUACCUCUCACCUAACGUAGAGUGUGACCUGACAUACCACAAUGUGUAUUCACGAGACCCAAACUACCUGAACCUAUUUGUUAUAGUGAUGGAAAACAGCAACCUCCACAGUCCAGAGUACCUAGAGAUUGCGCUCCCACAGUUCUGCAAGGCCAUGAGCAAACUCCCACUGGCAGCUCAGGCCAAGCUGGCUCGCCUGUGGUCGCACUACAGCGCAGAGCAGAUCCGGCGCAUGGUGGAGACCUUCCAGCAGCUCAUCACCUACAAGGUGAUCAGUAAUGAGUUCAACAGCCGCAACCUGGUCAACGACGACGACGCGGUGGUGGCGGCCACCAAGUGCUUGAAGAUCGUCUACUAUGCAAACGUGCUGGGUGGCGACCUCGACAUGGAGCACAACGAGGAAGAGGACGAGGAGCCCAUCCCGGAGUCCAGCGAGCUCACGCUGCAGGAGCUGCUGGGCGAGGAGCGGCGGAACAAGAAGGGCCCUCGCGUGGACCCGCUGGAGACGGAGCUGGGGAUCCGCACCAACGAUUGCCGGCGGCCGCUCAUUCCCUUCGAGGAGUUCGUCAAUGAGCCUCUGAACGAGGUGCUGGAGAUGGACAAGGACUACACUUUCUUUAAGGUUGAAACUGAAAACAAGUUCUCCUUCAUGACCUGCCCCUUCAUCUUAAAUGCUGUCACCAAGAACCUGGGCCUGUACUACGACAACCGCAUCCGCAUGUACAGCGAGCGGCGUAUUACUGUGCUCUACAGCUUGGUGCAGGGUCAGCAGCUCAACCCCUACCUGCGGCUCAAAGUGCGCCGAGACCACAUCAUUGAUGACGCUCUGGUCAGGCUGGAAAUGAUAGCAAUGGAAAAUCCUGCAGACUUGAAGAAGCAGCUGUAUGUGGAGUUUGAAGGAGAGCAAGGUGUUGAUGAAGGAGGCGUUUCCAAAGAGUUUUUUCAGCUGGUGGUGGAGGAAAUCUUCAACCCAGAUAUUGGCAUGUUCACGUACGACGAGCGCACCAAACUGUUUUGGUUCAACCCGUCGUCUUUUGAAAACGAGGGCCAGUACACUCUGAUCGGCAUCGUUCUCGGCCUGGCCAUCUACAACAACUGCAUCCUGGACGUCCACUUCCCCAUGGUUGUCUACAGGAAGUUGAUGGGCAAGAAAGGAACUUUCAGGGACUUGGCUGAUGCCAACCCGGUUCUGUACCAGAGUCUGAAGGAGCUGCUGGAGUACGAGGGCAGCGUCGAGGAGGAUAUGAUGAUCACGUUCCAGAUUUCCCAGACGGACCUGUUUGGGAACCCGCUCAUGUACGACUUAAGGGAAAAUGGGGACAAGAUUCCAGUCACAAAUGAAAACAGAAAGGAGUUUGUGGCCCAGUAUGCAGAGUACAUGCUGAACAAAAGUGUGGAGAAACAGUUCAAAGCAUUCAGGAGAGGCUUCCACAUGGUCACCAACGAGUCACCUCUCAAGUACCUGUUCAGGCCGGAAGAGAUCGAGCUCCUCAUCUGUGGAAGCAGGAACCUGGACUUCCUAGCACUUGAAGAAACGACAGAAUAUGAUGGCGGUUACAACAGAGAUUCUCGAAUUAUCAAGGAGUUUUGGGAGACGUUGCACUCGUUCGGCGAGGAGCAGAAGCGCCUCUUCCUGCAGUUCACCACCGGCACUGACAGAGCACCCGUGGGUGGGCUGGGCAAGCUGAAGAUGAUCAUUGCCAAGAACGGGCCCGACACAGACAGGUUACCGACGUCUCACACUUGCUUUAAUGUGCUGCUGCUGCCCGAGUACAGCAGCAAGGAGAAGCUGAGAGAGAGACUGCUGAAAGCCAUCACCUAUGCCAAAGGGUUUGGCAUGCUCUGAGCCCCCCCCCCCACCAAAACCCCACUCCACCCCACCCUUGCUCCCAACAACUCAGCAAAAGGGACUCCUACCCCUCCUACCACCCUCCCACCUGGCUCCCUUCCUUUAUCAGACACAGUCUAAAAGGUGGCAAAAGACAGAGCAGAAUGCGUUUCCGGGAAAAGGCGAGUCAAUGACGAAAGAGGAGACAUGGUUCCAAUAGAGCGCUCUAGUAGUUCUUCUACUGUGCCUGCAUCAUCCCACAUCAGUCAGUGUAAGCACAGAGACCUCCUGAUCAAAGUACCCACCCCCACAUCCACAUUAUGUGAAUGUGCCGCAGCCUCCCCUUCUUUCUUUUUUUCUUUCUUUUUUUUUCUUCUAUGUACAGAGAGGAUCUUUUUCCUUAUUAUUUAUUUUAAGGCUAAAAUGGGUGAUUUUUCAUGCCUGCCUGCUCCUUCCCUACUUGAAAAUUGUGGGGGGGGAGGGGGGGGGGGCUAGGGUUAAUAUUAAACGAUGUAAAAAAUUUAGGACGGCGCGUUAACAAGUCAAUAUAAACCCAAUUUAUUAUAGAGUAGCCCUGAACUCGUGUUCGCAGGCAGAGGGAAAUCUAGUUUUAGAGUAGCCCCUGAAUACAAAAUGUUGUAUUCCCCACUAAAAAAAAAAACAAACAAAAAAAAACAUGAAAAAAAAAUCUGAGCUCUUGCUGAUCAUUCCACUCACAACCAUCGCUUACU